GAAUCCACAUUUUAACAAGAUCCCCAGGUGAUCAUAGCUUGUAACCCUGACAACAAGCAAUAAGACUGGCAUUACUCCUCCCAUUUUUACCAAUGAUGAGUCUAAGGUGCAAAGAAGUUGCUUGAGAUAGCAGGGCUGAUUAGUAGCUGAGCCAAGAUUCAACCCCAGAACCUUGAGUCCAGUGUUCCUUUCAAAAGGUAAAAAAGUACGUUCAGAAGUUCUACUUUCACUCAACUCAAAAUUGUUUCAGAUGCCAUAAUGUCCCCAACGCUAAAUCACAGAUCUGUAGCGCUAGUGCCACCACCUGUGUUUGUUGAGAUAGUGAUGCACGAAUCUCUUUCUGAGCCCUUGGAAACCUAAGAAACACGGACAAGGUUGGAACUUCACUUCCCAGCGAACCCCGCGGCUUCCUAUCGCGCAGGGCAUGCCGGUCACCACGCCCCUCCUCACUCCGUGGGGCUGCCCACCAGAAGCGGGACACGUCCCACCCUGACGUGAGGGCGCGCGGCCUGCUGGGAUACGUAGUUUGGCUGGGUCUAGGACGCCCCCUCGGAUGAAUGGGUCCGGGGCUGACCGCGAACUACAGCUUCUGGGGCAGCAGCGUUAGUGGCGGCCGCUGGGGAAGGGGCGAGUGCGGCAGCCCCGGGGAAGAGUUCCGCUCCGGGGAGGUGGCGAUGUCCUGUGCCCCUGCUGAGGCAGCAACUCGACUACCUGGGGUGGUGGCAUAGGCAGGCACUUCCUCUGCGCACUUGCCCCCCUUCCCCUGCACCGGCAUGCGCCCGCUCUGCGCGGUGGGCCUGGUUUUCGCAGGCUGCUGCAGUAACGUGAUCUUCCUAGAGCUCUUGGUCAGGAAGCACCCAGGAUGCGGGAACAUCGUGACGUUUGCACAGUUUUUAUUCAUCGCUGCGGAAGGCUUCCUCUUUGAAGCUCACUUGGGGACGAAGCGGCCGGCUAUCCCAAUAAGAUACUACGCCACGAUGGUCACCAUGUUCUUCACCGUCAGCGUGGUGAACAACUACGCCCUGAACCUCAACAUCGCCAUGCCCCUGCACAUGAUAUUCCGCUCUGGUUCUCUAAUUGCCAACAUGAUUCUAGGAAUUAUCAUUUUGAAGAAAAGAUACAGUAUGUUCAAGUACAUGUCCAUCGCCCUGGUGUCCGUGGGGAUAUUCAUCUGCACCUCCAUGUCAGCGAAGCAGGUGACUUCCCAGUCCAGCCUGAGUGAGAGUGACGGAUUCCAGGCAUUUGCAUGGUGGUUACUAGGCAUCGGAGCCUUGACCUUUGCUCUUCUGAUGUCAGCCAGGAUGGGCAUUUUCCAGGAGACUCUCUACAAGCAGUUUGGGAAACACUCCAAGGAGGCUUUGUUCUAUAAUCAUGCCCUUCCCCUGCCUGGAUUCAUCUUCUUGGCUUCUGAUAUUUACAACCAUGCUGUGCUUUUCAAUAAGUCUGAGUCGUACCAAGUCCCCGUCGUCGGGGUGACCGUGCCCGUCAUGUGGUUCUACCUCCUCAUGAACGUCGCUACCCAGUACGUGUGCAUCCGGGGCGUCUUCAUCCUCACCACGGAGUGCGCCUCCCUCACCGUCACGCUCGUCGUGACCCUGCGCAAGUUCGUGAGCCUCAUCGUCUCCAUCCUGUACUUCCAGAACCCGUUCACCCUAUGGCACUGGCUGGGCACCAUGUGUGUCUUCGUUGGGACGCUGAUGUACACAGAGGUGUGGAACAGCCUAGGGACCGCGAAAAGCCCGCCUGGGAAGGAGGACAAGAAAAACUGAGGUCUGCCGGGGGGCCGGCGCGGGUGUGGCUGCCGUUUCACUUUUGUUCACGCUGAACUCGCCCCCAGCACCGGGCCAGCCGCGCACCAGAGACCCCACAGAAGGCGGGGACGUGGCGGACUUCACGUGGCGUUCCAGGCCCACGUGGGUGGGCCCCGAAUGGAAACCUCACGGCCCGCACGGGAGGAAAGAAUAGCCGCCUGCUGUUGGACAGCCCGUUGGUUACUUCUGUCUCGUUUACCAGAGUGCUCGGGACUGCACUUGUUUACUGAGUCGAGUCUCCAGAGCUACUAGUUUUAUACCCACGGCCUUGGACAGAGUUACCCCUUUUGUUUUUGUCCCGUUGAUUGUCUGCCGUAAGUCAUUACCAUCCCGUGUCCUUGUCCUCCUGUUCUGGCGCCCUCCGGCUCCUCCGCAGCACUUUUCAGUGGGUCACGUGCUCCUGGCAUCGUUGGGAACAGCUACCUGCGUGACCGGGCGAAUGGAGACACUGGUGACACUGGGGCUGGACCUUCCCCAGUGGGUUGGGAAAGAAGGGGUGGCUGUCCCUGGGAGCUGAGCUCCGGUGACAGUGGAGCAGGACUGGGGGGACCCUUUCCCGCCAUCUGUUUUGUUUUCUAUGCAGAACUGUGUGCUUUUCCAUCUGGCUUUCUGUGCUUACAACAAACCUGCAGCAUAGCUCUGUGGCACAGUGUUAAUAAGAAAAAAAAAGGUUGUGUAUAAAUUGGGAAAGAGACGUUUUUUCCCCCUCACUCUUCUACACGAAGCCCAUGAGCCUAGAACUGAGAAGGCAACCCAGGAGGGUGCCCGGGAGAAGCUGGCCUUGGCCCUCACCCAGUGAGCCACAGCAUCUCCCCUCCCGCCCCCAGGCCUUCACAGGGCUCCUUCCAGGCGGGCAGGUGAAAGAAGUCUUUGAAAGGCUUCUGAGCCAAGGAGGUUUUACUUGGCCUAACAAUUCGGAUAGUUGCAAGCAGGCUAAUGAGUAGAUUAUGGCGUUGGUGUGUAAAUCAGGUCAAAUCGCAAAAUGGAAAGUUGUUUUUCUAUAAGGUAUCUUAAUGUUCGUGAUGGGUGUGUGUGAGGGUGGGGGUUGUACAUACACGUAGAAAGGUGGCCCCCCUUUUACUCACCCGGUUUUCCUUCCCGGGCAUCAUGUUGAGACAGAGGUGACGUCAACCAGCGUGGCGUGUGCCCUCGAGCAGUUUGCUCGUGAGGAUGUGGGAGAGAAGAGCACGAGAGUCAGGGUUCCUUCACUCCCCCCAUCUUCCCUUAGCCCUGGGCCAUGACUGACCUCACGCAAGUACAUGCUUGCCUGUCGGCAGGUAAAUGUACCAGCCGCUCUCUCUCUGCACUCAGAGGCCGUUCUUCUUUCCCUGGGUGCAGGCUGUGUUCUUAAAGUGGGAGGUGGUUCCACCUGGGUCGCCCACAGUGUGGCCUGUGGUUUGGGUGGGUCCAAGAUGACAGUGUAAGAGGACACGGAGCGUGCCUCCUCCCAUGGACAUACUGAAUGCACGUCUGUGUCUAGAGUAGCUGUCUCUGGGAGACAACUAGGGGACAGCUGAAGAGGAGGCUGCCCGGAGGAGAUUGGAGGAGCUGGUGAGUGCCAUUGUUUGCAUCCUCCUUACCCAUGGGUAGCAUUGGUGAGAGCUCCGCCCACGUGCUCUGGCCAGCGUGCAAGGCCACAGUACUGCGUCCCGUCACCCCUCUUAGAACUGGCUCCAGCAGGAAGAGGGCACCGUAGCAAGCAGGCACAGCCCCUACCACCACCCAUCUGGGUUAGACCCACUGGCCCAACAGUGCACUGAAGCUCAGCUACUGCUGUGCACACCCACUGGGCUGCCCCAGCCAGAGCCAAAAGAGAGCCACCAGGGAGGAACCACAGUGCACGUAUGCUGGACAGUCCCACCCUGAGUGAUUUCAGGGGCUCAGCAGGGCAUCACUAUACUCCUGCCCAGGCAGUGGUCCAGCUCAGACCUCCACAGCAGUCAAAGUAACAGAAUAUGCCUUGUGAGUACACAAAGGGGCCCACCCAGGUGAGGGAACCGGCAGAGUGCUGCAACGUGCACUUGGGGGCUGUGUAGACAGGCAGCUAUCGGGACAACGCUGCGGGCCAUGUGCACUCACACGGAGAGGGAGGUCCCUGCCGGAGUGGGAGGGAGCUGACAGCAGCCAACCAAAAUGACAGGGCAAACCGCACAGCAGGAAGCCCUGCCUGGAGUAAGAGGGAACCGGCAGAGUUCUGCAUUGCCACGGUCAGGUUUCCCCAGGCCAGCUCCAGCCACGGUCGAUCAAAACAACAGGGCGUGUCUUCUGCACUCACCAGGCAACCACCUGGAUCGAGAGUGGAACCAGCAGGGCUCUACAGUGCACGCACACAGUGCUGCCCCUCCCUGCCCUGGGGCUGGCUGCGGACAGCCAGAACAAUAGGGCACUGCCACACGCACACCAUGCUAUCCCCGCGCACUGCACACACCCACCCCAACGCCAACCAGCCUGCCGAAACCACCUCGUCUACACAAACUCCCCUUUCCACAAGACCGACUUUUCACGACUGGGAGGGAUGAGCUAUAUUGUUUAACUCAUGGACAUGAGAAAAACCCAAAGAGAAACUAAAGAAAUUGAGAAAAAUAAUUUGCCUAAUAAAGAAUUUAAAGAAACUGUCAUAAAGGUGCUCAAUAAACUGGAAGGUUGAAUAAAGGGACUCAGAAUUUCAAAAAAGAAAGUAUAAUAAAGAACCAAUCAGAGAUGAAAAAUACAAUAACAAAUGAAAAACACACUAACAGGAAUUGACAUCAGAUUGGUUAAUACAGAAGAAUGGAUCAGUGAUUGGUAGGAAUGCUAGAAAUCACCAGUCAUAACAGCGAAAAGAAAAAGGAAUUUAAGAAAAUGAAGAUGGUGCGAGGCCCUGAGGGGUAACAUCAGGCACACUAACAUUCACACUACAGGCAUCCCAGAAGGGGGAGAAAGUACGUAUUUGAAGAAGUGCUGGUGGAAGACUUUCCUAAUCUAGGAAGGAAAGAGACAUCAGGUCCUGGAAGCACGUGGAGUCCCAGACAAGAUGAACCCAAAGACGCCCACACCAACAUGUACUGCAGUUCAGUGGACAAAUUAAAGAUAAAAGCCCAGUCUUGAAAGAAGCAAGGGGGAAUCAAUGAGUCACAAAGGGAACCCCAAAAGUCCAUGAGCCGAUUUCUCAGCAGCAACAUUGUAAGCCAGAAAGGAGUGGCGGGAAGUGUUUGGAGUGCGGAAAGAAAGGAACUUGCACCCUAGUGUACCUGACAAGGUUGUCACUUGGAACAGAGAGAGAGAGAAUGAAUUUCCCAGAUCAGCAAAACUUAAAAAGUUCGUCACUGUUAAACAGGCUUUCUAAGAAAUGUUAAACAGUCUUUAUACAGAACAGAAAAGUCCAUGCCAAAAAUAAGAAAAUACAGGGGGAAACCAUCACAGAUAAAGGCAAAUACCGAUUUAACACUGAAUCUGCCACUCAUAAAUCUAAUAUGAAGAUU
Molecule: messenger RNA, 5272 nt
Organism: Phyllostomus discolor (pale spear-nosed bat)
Lineage: Eukaryota; Metazoa; Chordata; Mammalia; Chiroptera; Phyllostomidae
Gene: SLC35B4
Product: solute carrier family 35 member B4
Exons: 10
Coding region: 774-1769 (331 amino acids)
Biological process (GO): transmembrane transport
Cellular component (GO): endoplasmic reticulum membrane; Golgi membrane
Molecular function (GO): UDP-xylose transmembrane transporter activity; UDP-N-acetylglucosamine transmembrane transporter activity
Source: RefSeq, a predicted model, not a curated record